UUCUCUUUACUCAUGUUAAAGUAUUACUACUAUUAUAAGAAGAAUGGAUUAAUAACUAACAAAUCUGAUUAGUAAAAUAAUACUACUAGAGUUUAAUACUAUAAAUGAAAUCUUCACAACGUCAAACAGACAACAAUGGGUCAAUCUUGUUUCUUCAAUGUUCUUAUUGUUUCCUCUCUUUUACUACUAGUCUUCUUCUCCACUGCCAUGGGGAGAAACUUGCAUACUGCGAGUUUACAAGGAGUUUACAGUGCUGCUGAGCUAUCUCCCUCCAAGGAUGAGAGUGUGCGGAACAUGAUGGAGCUGAUGGAUUAUCAACCGGUGGAGUCUAAUACCAACUGGAAUGGUUUCGUCGCCACUCCUCCUCCCCAAUCUCCUCCACUUUCAUAAUUUCGAAAAAAAAAAACUAUUUUCGGGAUUCUUUUUGGAAAACAAAGUUUGAUAUCUGAUAUUUUUGCAAUAAGUUACAAAAUGUAAUUUUGGUAAGUUAAGUUUUACUGUCUCAAUUGUUGAAAAUAUGAGUUCAAACUGUAACAUAUUUGUUUGGUAUGGUUGGUGGGCGCAUGUAAAACGCCACUUUGACUGAAAAAAGUUAAAUUCCGACACAUCAAUGUUGUUUUUUUAAUUUUUGCACUUAGAAAAUAUUUUGUCUUUUUUUCAAAAUUACUAUCAAUCGGAUACUUUCUCCGUUUCACUUUAUUUGUCGUUUUAGAUUUAUACACACAAAUUAAAAAACGUUUAAUUUUGCAUACUUCCAAAACAAAACAUCAUUAUCUAUACACCUAAUCAUAUUUUAACUAAUAAAAAAAUAAAAUAAAGAAUAUUGUUAUUAAAUUUUGCAAUGAAAACAUAAAACGACAUUUAAAAUGAAACAAAAUUUUAAAUCUAAAACGACAAAUAAUACGAAACG
Messenger RNA from Brassica rapa (field mustard), 910 nucleotides. RefSeq lists its product as uncharacterized. Lineage: Eukaryota; Viridiplantae; Streptophyta; Magnoliopsida; Brassicales; Brassicaceae. The record is from RefSeq and is a predicted model, not a curated record.